CGUUUGUGAUAAUUGUGAUUGCGGUUCGUGGUCUUUUUGUGGUCGUUUAUAGCGUAGUGUAUUCUUUUUGAUUUAGUUGUUGUUUACUGUGUGAUGUGUUAUUUUAAAUUUCAUCACCUCAAUUUCUGAAUUGCGAACUAAGAAGAUAGCAGAUAAUACGUUAUGUCCUGCAAUUAUGCGGAAGGUUUAUCUCCAUAUGAGUACAAAGGAGUUCUUGGUAUUCCUGAAAUAUACGAGCCGUACGACAAGUUUGAUAAAAAAUGUGAACUGUUAGCUCGACUUAUAAACCAGAGUCGGCAUGUUGUGGUACAUACAGGAGCAGGUAUCAGUACCGCAGCAGGAAUACCAGAUUUUAGGGGUCCAAAUGGAGUCUGGACAUUGGAAAAAGAAGGGAAAAAACCAUCAACUGACAUUUCAUUUGCUUGUGCCAGACCAACAAAAACUCACAUGAUCUUGAAAAAAUUAAUUGAGUGUAAAAAAGUUCACUACAUUGUCAGUCAGAAUAUAGAUGGUCUUCAUUUAAAAUCGGGUCUGCCUAGAAAGUAUUUGGCAGAACUUCAUGGGAAUAUGUUUAUUGAUGAAUGUAAUUUAUGUAAAAAGCAAUUUGUACGCAGUAGACCUGUAGAGACAGUUGGUAAAAAAUGUAGUGGAGUACCAUGUGCCUCAGAGCAUAUAGGUGGCAGACCUUGCCGUGGUAGAUUAUAUGAUGGAGUGUUAGACUGGGAGCACAGUCUUCCCGAAAAUGACUUACUCUUGGCAGAAUGGCAUUCAAGCAUAGCUGAUCUCAGUAUAUGUUUAGGAACAACAUUACAAAUUGUUCCAAGUGGUAACUUACCUUUAGAAACUGCCAAAUAUGGUGGCAAAUUGGUGAUAUGUAAUUUACAACCAACAAAACAUGAUAAUAAAGCAGACUUGAUAAUCAACUAUUAUGUUGAUGAAAUUUUUGAGAGAGUGAUGAGUUUAUUGAGGAUUGAAAUCCCUAAAUAUAAUGAUGGUGAGGAUUACACAAAUUUGGCUGAGAAUCGUGUCAUAGAGUGGACUAUUGACAGAAAAAGUGUCCUAGCAAUGGAAAAAAUAUUUAAGGCCAAAUGUAAAGGGGUAAAGAAGAAACGAUCUUUAGUAAAAAGAAACAUUGAAGAGCUACCAACUAAAAAUACAGAAGAAAGUGUGGACGAUAAAUCGAAAAUCAUUAAAUUAGAACAUCAAGAGACUAUAAAAAGAAACAUAGCAGAGUUAAGUUCUAACAAUGCAGAAGAAAGUGUGGAUGAUAAAUCAAAAAUCAUUAAAUUAGAAGAUCAAAAGACUGAAAGUACACAUAAAAAUGAAGCAAAUUAUGAAAUAAUGCCUAAUUUGAAAAAAGAAAGUGAUUAAAAUAUGACAGUUGUGCUGUAAAAUAAAUCAAAAUCUUGCCUUAGGAGCAUUAAAACUCAAAAGU
Messenger RNA from Diatraea saccharalis (sugarcane borer), 1435 nucleotides. The record is from the annotation of a GenBank genome assembly. NCBI's taxonomy places the organism in Eukaryota, Metazoa, Arthropoda, Insecta, Lepidoptera, Crambidae.